Messenger RNA from Colletotrichum higginsianum IMI 349063, 1515 nucleotides. Its product is annotated as ATPase. The record is from RefSeq and is a predicted model, not a curated record. The transcript has a single exon. Bases 1 to 1515 code for a protein of 504 amino acids. Gene Ontology annotation, molecular function: ATP binding; ATP hydrolysis activity. Lineage: Eukaryota; Fungi; Ascomycota; Sordariomycetes; Glomerellales; Glomerellaceae. Gene Ontology annotation, biological process: protein insertion into mitochondrial inner membrane from matrix; mitochondrial respiratory chain complex III assembly. Gene Ontology annotation, cellular component: mitochondrial inner membrane.
AUGUCACACCAGUUCCACGUCGCCGGCGCGAGCCACGCCCUGCUCGACCCGUGGUCUAACGGCCUCGGGAUCAUGAAGGACGUUCUCACCCGCUGGUCCGAGCUCGACAUCACCCAGAUCGGCUCCCUCAUCGCCAUUGCCGGCACCCUCCCCGCCGCCUGGCGCCUCCUGCAGCACGCCUGGCGCGAGGCCUCUGCCUGCGUCGCCCGCUUCUUCCUGGCCUCCGUGACCAUCCCCGGCGGCGACCCCGUCAACCGGAGCGUCGUGAAAUGGGUCCUCGCCAACAGGCCCCGGCACUACCGCUCCUUCACCGGCCGCACCGAGGUCGGACGCGCCACCUCGGACCGCGCCGCCGCUCUCAAAAAGACCCGCCACGCCGUCCAGUACUGCCCGCACUGGACCUCGCGGUGGCUCUGGUUCGCCGGCGGUUUCCUCGUCGUCACCCGCGCCGUCGGGGACUUUGGCUCCGCCCUCUCGGAUCCCAGCUACGACGGCAUCGGCGGCGAGGACCUGACCAUCAGCUGCCUCGGCUGGUCAGCGGAACCCGUGCGGUCCUUCAUCGAGACCUGCCGCGAGUACGCCGACCGGCAGACGCAGUACUUCGUCCUCAUCUACUCGCGCGACCGCUACGGCAUGUCGUGGAAGCCCAAGGCCCGCAAGCCCCUCCGCCACCUCGACACCGUCCACUUCGACCACGCCGUCAAGCGGGAGCUGCUGGCCGACAUCCGCAACUACCUCGACCCCACGACCCAGAUGCGCUACCAGAGCCGCAGCAUGCCGUACCGCAGGGGUUACCUCUUCUACGGCCCGCCCGGCACCGGCAAGUCGUCCCUGUCCGUGGCCAUCGCCGGCGAGUUCGGCCUAGAUCUGUACGAGGUCAAGGUCCCCAGCGUUGCCACCGACGCCGACCUCGAGCAGAUGUUCCAGGAGAUCCCGCCGCGCUGCGUCGUCCUACUCGAGGAUAUUGACGCCGUCUGGGUCGAGCGCUCCACCACCUCGUCGUCCUCGUCGUCGUCCAACAACCACUACCACGAAAGGAACGGCAACGGCAGGGCGCACUCGCCCGAGGGCAGUAACGUGCCCAACUGCACCCUCUCCGGCCUGCUCAACGUCCUCGACGGCGUCGGCUCCCAGGAGGGCCGCAUCGUCAUCAUGACCACCAACCGCCCCGAGCAGCUCGACGGCGCCCUCGUCCGCCCGGGCCGCGUCGACAUGAAGGUCCUCCUCGGCAACAUCAGCCGGCGGUCGGCCGAGGACAUGUUUGUGCGCAUGUUCUCGCCCGAUCUCGGGUGCACGGCGCACCUCGACAUGGACGAGAUCCGGCGGCUCGCGGCGCGCUUCUCGAGCCAGAUCCCCGAGGACGCCUUCACGCCCUCGCAGCUGCAGGGUUUCUUCCAGGUGCACCUCGAGAGCCCGUACGACGCGGUGGAGUCCGUCGGCGUCUGGGUCGAGAGGGAGCUGGCGAGGACCCAGUACAAGGGGUUCGAGUUAGUCGCUGCCAACGGAACGGCCUAA